AUGAGAAAUUUUUAUGUGAUAGCAAGUGGUUAUUUACUUUUUACAAUGACUGAUUCUUCUUUAAGAAUGACUGUAUUAUUAGAAUUAUUUCAACGUAGAUACAAUGCACUCGAAAUCUCUUACAUGUUUAUAUUAUACGAAUUUAUUGGAGUUUUUAAAAAUUUAUUUGGAGGAAUAAUGGGAUCAAGAUUAGGAUUGAGGUUUUGUUUAUUGGUUGGUUUGACAGCACAAGUAAUUGGAAUAGCCAUAUUAUGUGGAUUACAAGCUGAUUGGAGUAAAGCAGUAGUGAUCAUUUAUGUAGUUAUUGCGCAAGGCUUCAGUGGUAUUGCAAAAUAUCUGGUCAAAAUAGGUGGUAAGUCAGUUACAAAACUAGUAACAAAUGAUCAAGAAAAACCCAGAUUGUUCAAAUUGGUUGCUUGGUUGACUGGUGCGAAAAAUUCGAUUAAGGUUCCACUACCAUUAUUUUUACGCGGACCUUCAAUUGGCUGGUCAUAUAUUCCAACUGGAGCGUUCCUCGCAGGGUGGGUGAUGUUUUAUGUAUUUAUACAAUCAAUUACUCCACAGCUAAUUUUAAAACCAAUUAAACAAUAUCCAUUAAAAAGUGGCAAAGUUUUAGUUCCGGCAACAUUUCUUCUACUAUUAUUAUCAAUUGGUGUAGCUAUUGGAAUGACUGUAGUCCAACCAUCGCCAUCCAUCACAUUAAAAUAUGUUUCAUUAUUAGUGUUAUUAUUUGUUGGGUUAUUUUUAUUUGCACUUAUAUUUGCAAUAAAUUCAUCAAUACACUCAUUUCUGAUAUUGGCAUAUUGUAAACAUGAUAAGGUGGCAGCAAAUAUAGGAUUUUAUUAUAUGGCAAAUGCUCUUGGUAGAGCGUGGGUUCCUCGACCAGAUGAAAAUGAACCUUAA
This is a messenger RNA of Entrophospora sp. SA101, 903 nucleotides long. The record is from the annotation of a GenBank genome assembly. NCBI's taxonomy places the organism in Eukaryota, Fungi, Glomeromycota, Glomeromycetes, Entrophosporales, Entrophosporaceae.